AUGCCUUGCGGUGCUUUCGAUACGGAUGUUCCCAGCCACCUUCCUACUUCCACCGACCCUAAAAGUGCUUCAGGUUCUAUUCAACUACAUCCUGCCCUUAUUCCACCAGCAUGUCCCCCGCAUUCUCUAGAAGUCGCUACCUCUUCCACCUCCAUCUUCUCGUCUUCAUCUUCUCCAAUUACUUCUCCAUCAUGUAAUACUUCUCCUGGUCUCUCCACCUCACCUAUGUGUCCUCCUGGUGGCAUUUUUUCCUCUCGUUUCUCCCUGGCUUCUUGCUUUUCUCCCUCUACCUCCAUUACAUGCGCCGUUAAUUCGCCAAACGUUGUCUCUCCUCUUUCUCCGACACCCAUUUCCAUGCAAGGCCCCAAUCCUUCUAUGUCUACCACACCUCCAACGACUGCUUGCAUGCCAGCUGAGACUGUCUCUUCAUCGGCGGUCGUGGCUGCAGCAGCAUGGAUUUCGGCAGCCGCUGCAGCUGCAGCAGCCGCUGUUGGCGGACGGCCAGCCACGAUGAGUAGUUCUUUUUCCUCUCCUUCAUCAUCAUCUUGCUCUCCUGUUCCUUCACUUUCAUUCUCUCGUGGAUUAAUUCUUUUGGAAAGCAAUGGGAGAGCAUCCAGCAUGGUAAAUCGCAUUAAUAAUAUCUCGGGCCCUCUGACUACAACUGCCCAGCUUCAAGAUUGUCGCCUCUUCUCUACUGAUCAUUCACCUAUCCCUGCGGCGGCCUCAAUAUCUGGCCUAACUAUGCCAUCUGUAACGCCAACGACUUCUUCCAGUUCACCAGCGUUGGAAUCAUCGAUCAGGACCGGCUCUUACAUUGACACUGAUACCGGUGUACCGGCCGACUCAAAUAUGACAACUGCUACCAUAACUGCAGCAUCACUUAUGGCUGUGCAAACAUUUGGCUCAUCUGGACCUAUCUCACUCUCUCCAUCCACUGUCGUUUCAGUUUCUCCCACUGUCUCCACCGAGGCUCAGCAGGUUAUUCCAGUGUCCCCUUCAUUGUCUUUUAUUCCAGCCACUGGAACAUCCAGCUCAUCUAGCCACAGCGUCGAUAGUAGACAAUUGACUAGCACUCUGGUUAGUACUUUUCCGCAUUUUGUCAAAUAUUCAGUUAGGAAGGCUUUGCGCACAAUCAUUGAAGGGAAAUGUUUUUGUACGGAUAUGGGAUUUUAUAAGAAGGUUGAUUUCGAAGUUUCGAAAGUAUCUAGAAUAUAUUUUUUAGAAAGUGCUUUUCUUCGUAACUAG
Protopolystoma xenopodis is the source of this 1245-nucleotide messenger RNA. The record is from the annotation of a GenBank genome assembly. NCBI's taxonomy places the organism in Eukaryota, Metazoa, Platyhelminthes, Monogenea, Polystomatidea, Polystomatidae.